This is a messenger RNA of Orbicella faveolata, 2704 nucleotides long. RefSeq lists its product as uncharacterized. The record is from RefSeq and is a predicted model, not a curated record. NCBI's taxonomy places the organism in Eukaryota, Metazoa, Cnidaria, Anthozoa, Scleractinia, Merulinidae.
GUAACAAAAAACCACCUUUGGGGCACAUUUAUCAAACUUUGCAACAUUACUAAGAAGAAAAGGUCUGCUGACUUUUGUACAUUGUUUCACUAAACUACUUGUUGCGUGCCGAAAAAUCUCUCUUCUGAAUUACGCUGAAAGGCAAAUUACCUGACGAAGUUUUAGGUAAGAACUUUCCUGUACUAUUUCAGCUACUCUUGUUGGUUUUCUUUGGUCGGUUUCCACACUUUAAAAAACUAAAAAGAAGUCAUAAAAUUUGUAGUAUGUUAUUUGUUCACAAAUCUUCGAAAAUUGUCUGAGAUUACUGUCUAAAUUGAAGUUUGGUUUUCCGGACUUCGUCCAAAAGCCUGAAAGAGUUUAAUUGCUCUUCAGCCUCCGUACACGAAGAGCGAAAAAACAAAAAUUGUUCUGUCUCGACUGAGAUGUGUAAAGAAAAUUCCGGAACUACCAAGUUUGACUCGACUGGGUUCUCAAAAGAAAAUUGAAUCAAUGUUUACCUUUCAUGCAAGCCGACUGAAUUAAAAGGAGCCAGUUUAUUGCCGGAGCCAUCAAUCAUUAAUCCUAAAAUACAUUUUGCAUCGAGGUAGUGCAAACAAACUUUGUCAUUUGACCUUGCGGAUGCUUAAACGACCCGACGUAAAUGCUAUUCGCACGUAGGCAGGCUGUAGAAUGUUGACACCACACUCGACAGAGGAUACGGUUACGCGGAACAUCUUGAAAAAGAGAAAUUUGACUAUGCCCUUGAUGAUAUGAGCGAGUACCUUGCACAAAAACGUUCUGUAGCGAUGCCUGUAGACUUCAUGAUUGACAAGACAGCUAAAGAGGCAACUCACGGUGCUACAGUAAGCCGCGAAAGCAGUUUUAGCAGUGUGGAAUUGGCCGCUUCGAAUUCCCUCAGUCGCGAGAGCAGUUUUUCGAGCGCUGCCAGUAGCAGUGGAAGUGGAAUUUUCGACGCAGAUUCUCCUCGCCCCGCUUCUCGAUCAAGUUCCUGGAGAUCGAACGAAGACCCCAGCGAAAGGCAGUUUAUUUCGAGCGUAACCGAUCAACAGUACCAGAGAUUGCAUAACGCAAGAGCGAGAUUUCGCAAAGCCAGGGAGGCCCCGUCUAGUGGGUCCUCUUCCACAGAAGCGUUCCACACUCCACCCGAUCACGCCCGAACUAUGACGAAAAUCAAGCGGCCUGAAGUCCACGGACGAAGUGCCUCUGAGCCUGAAGUCUUGUCGAAGAUCUCGAAGUCCAAGCUUUCCUCCAGCCCUGCAGGUUUGGUUAUAACGGCGCCGCCGGUAAAGGGUUUCAUAGAGUAUCGUUUACGAUCUCGCUCCUUCACCGGAGAAGACAAUACGGAAGAAGAUAGAAUUCUCAAAGAUUUCUCCCAGUCACUCCUGUUACAAGUCCCAGACAAUGGUGUGGAGGGUAUAAAGCGGUCUCCCCCAGUCAGUCGCCGGAAAGAAGCCAAAGAGAAAAUGGAUAAGACUUUGCGGACAGCGUCCUUUUCAGAAAAGGACUACGAAUUGUUAAAGAAGGAAAAAGUCGAUUUGCAGAAGGAGCGUGACAAUCUGAGACAUGAGUGUGACCGCUUACAGUGCGAGCGUGACGCCAUACAACUGGAGCGUGACACUCUGAUACGAGAAAAAGAAGAGUUACAAGCUGAACUGAACAACAGAAACGACAUCAUACAUCAUCUUCAAGAUCACGUGACAAUGUCAGUUCGCUCCUUAGCGGUAAAAGACGAGACCAAAUCGUCCACCACUAAACAAAGGUCAAAGUCCGAAGUCCGUCGACCUGCAUUCUAUUUCCCGGAUGAGUUAGCGAAGACAAACGCUUAUACUUGUCUAUAAAACAAAACAAUUCAAUGCUUUUCUCCUUGAAUUAGUGAUUACAACAGCGCAGGACGUUGGAGGAAUUCUACAAAGAUAUGCACUGUUAAUUAGCCAUUAGGGACAAAGAACUUUGGCCUAAAGAGGACAAAACUAUUGCCGUUAUUGACUUGUACACGAAUUUCGCUAAAAUAUAGUCGUCUGACAUGCCUUCAUGUUAUUUGGAGGGACAGUGUUUUUUAUCCGUAGAGAAUUUGUUAUUUUGCCAUUCGAAGUAUUUUUAACGUAGGUAGUACCCACGGGGGAGGUCUCCCAUGUGGAAAGGUCGAGGAUGCUCGUCGUUUCGCUUAAGGGGGGUAAAACACGGAUUCUGAUCUCACUUACGAUGUUCAGGAAGAAGACACCACCAUUUUUUGCCGUUAGCUUUUAGAGUUCAAAUUUUCCGACGAGUAUCCACGACCUUUUCCUAUAGGAUUCCCCCUCCCCCCGCGGGAUAUUACUAAGUACGGGGAUUGGCGCCUAACGCGGUUAACAGUAGAGUGGAAAUCACUCAGCACUUGUUGCGGACCUAUCAAAAGUCAUUCCAGUUCAGAGAGUUUGAUAUUCGUCCAGACUUGGCCAAAUUAUUUAAUUUCUUAAUUCGUUUUGGUUAUCUCUCUGUUUGAUAAGAAACCGGUGUUAUAAAGAUAAAUUAAAUAUUGAUUACUCUUGGGAGUUGAAUGGUUAAGAGUUAUCUCGAAAAAUCCGUAUUUUUAAAAAAGAUUUCUUUGUGUCCAUAUGUUUGCAUUAAAACAUUAAUUGACACAUGUUCAUUUUACUAAAAGUGAUCACGCAUCUUGUGUAUUUUAAAUCUUAAUGCAACGUUACCCUUUUUCGAAAGCGCCAUC